Messenger RNA from Synchytrium microbalum, 1833 nucleotides. RefSeq lists its product as uncharacterized. Gene Ontology annotation, biological process: magnesium ion transport. Bases 1 to 1833 code for a protein of 610 amino acids. The record is from RefSeq and is a predicted model, not a curated record. Gene Ontology annotation, molecular function: magnesium ion transmembrane transporter activity. The transcript has 7 exons. Gene Ontology annotation, cellular component: membrane. Lineage: Eukaryota; Fungi; Chytridiomycota; Chytridiomycetes; Synchytriales; Synchytriaceae.
AUGAGCUCAAACAAUUCAACCAUCGACGAUGGAAGCAUCUCUGAUGCAAACCCUAUGUACAAGAUAAUAGGCAUUGUUUUGGCCUUAUCUAGUGGCAUAUUCAUUGGUGCUUCGUUUGUAUUCACCAAAAAGGCUUUAUUGGCUACCAGCCAUCUCAGAACAGCUGAAAAGGAACAUCCAUAUUUGAGCUCCCCACUGUGGUGGGCCGGUAUGGUUUUGACUAUACUCGGAGAAGUCUUCAACCUAGUAGCAUACGCAUUCGCACCAGCAGUACUAGUAACACCGCUGGGCGCCGUAUCAGUCGUAGUCAGUGCAUUCCUAUCCAACUUUUUUCUCAAGGACUAUUUAUCCUUCUCUGGCAAAGUCGGGGCCGUGCAAUGCUUGCUCGGUGCCACACUAGUAGUAUUGCAUGCUCCAGUCAACACUCCAACACAAACUGUGGCUGAAAUAUGGAAUUAUAUCAAGGGUGUUGGGUUUAUAGUGUAUGCCAUGUUAAUGAUUGUAGGGAUUCUAGUGCUGAUAUUCUAUGCGGCACCGAGAUGGGGGGAGACACAACCCAUCGUGUACAUAGCUGUUUGCUCUAUUAGUGGGUCGUUUGUGGUGCUGGCUGUCCAAGGCUUUGGAUCUGCCGUAGUCUACAGCUUCACACACUGGAACACUGGCAACCAAUUCAAAGACCCAGGCCUGUACGGCCUCCUCGCAUUCGUCAUAGUCCUCGUAAUCAUACAAAUCAACUAUCUAAACAAGGCCCUGCACUACUUUACAACAUCCAUCGUAACACCCGUAUACUACGUAUCCUUCACAACAAUGACCCUCGUAUCCUCAUCCAUCCUAUUCAACGGCUUCAACCCAGAAGGUGUCGUAUCAGGUGUUACGCUCGUAGUCGGAUGGUUUGUGAUUGUCAGCGGUGUCGCCCUGCUGUUUAAUUUCUCAAACAAGCUACAGAGAAAAGAAAAAGAGUUGGAACAUCAGCAGUCGGAGAGUUCGUUGGGUGAUAGUGGGUUUGAGGAAGCUGGGGUUAUUGAAAGUCAGGAUAAGCCGGUGGAUGGGAUUUCGAUUGCUAGUCAUGCUAAAUCUAGUAACGUGUCUGGGGGUAGCAGACCACAUAUUCCGCACAGACGCCAUUAUCAGACAUAUGAGGAGGAUGAUUUUGAUGCUGCGUUCCCGAUAGGCUCACCAGCAGGCUUCAUAAUCUCCCCACGCUCCUCCCUCUACAGAUCCCACCACCACCAAUACAACCUCGACAACCCACCCACAACAGCCCCCUCUCUGCGCAAAAACUCAUCUCCACCAGCGCCGUCAACAACAUAUGCUCCACAGCGCCAGCACUCGACACCAGCAGUCUCAUUUGACACUGGUAUAUGGACUCCAGGUCUCAACAGAAGUCGCUCAGACGGCCACAUACUGCAUCAAGAGGGCGGGAGAGCGCCACGUGUUGCGGGACUAGUGAAUACUAAUAUUAUACCAGUCACUACUACCACGUCCUCUGCGUCAUCCUCUGGCGACUCGACGUACUCGCAACCACCAUCGCAGCUACCAUAUAAUAAUACCGGUGGUGGAAGGGGUGGCACGUAUAUGAUGACGAAUCAACCUAUAAAUAGUAGUAAUAAUAGCGGGGUAGUGACAAGUACAUAUCAGGCUAGGCCACCUAAUGGAACACGGAAACCAAGUAAUCCGCAGAUGAGGGCUUCACCGCCUGUUGUAUCGUCUCCGAUAAUGACUACUACAACAACUGCUGCAGGGGCAGGAGUUGUUAUCCCUGCUCGUCGGCCGGCGGUUCCAGCUGCGGCAUUCCCAGCACAAGGUCCGUAUAGCAGGUCGCCGACUAAUUGA